AUGCCUCAUCCCGUGUCCGCGUCCCUGCCGACCGCGGUGUCCCAGGACGCCGCCCCCCCGCCGUCGCAGGACGACGUCUCGCACUUCCUCACCACCAUCUUCACGGCCCAAACCUCUGCCGCCUCGGUCGAUGCCAGCUACGGCCUGUGCGAGCUCUUGCUCAACUCGGUCGGCUACGCCGGCCUGCGCCAGUACGGCGUCGUUGCCGAGAUCAAAAAGGCCGCCGCCGACAAGAAGGACGGGCUGCGGAGAGAGGGCGGCCAGAACCUGCUCGGCGCCAUCUUUGAGCGGUUCCCCCCGAGGCAGCGCGUCUCCGAGGUCGUGCUGCUCUGCCAGGAGGAUGGCCUGGUCCCGUGCGCGCUCGACGCCCUGGCCGACAAGGGCGCAGUCGUGCGCGAGGCCUCCCAGUACGGCCUCGACGCCCUGUUCGGCAACCUGGGCGCCGAGGCCCUCGUCACCGGCCUGCUGCCCGUCCUGUGCGCCUACCUGGGCAGGAGGACGGGCAAGUGGCAGGGCACCGUGGGCGCGUACAGGCUGCUGCAGAGAAUGGCCGACAGGGCCAAGCCGGCCAUCGGCGGCAGCAAGGAGGAAGCCGUCGGCAAGGACGUCCUCCGCGAGGCCAUGGGCGCCAAGCUGGCCGGCUUGAUCCCCAUUGUCGAGGGCGGCAUGCACGACCUCAAGGCCGAGGUCGAGAAGCAGGCCGUGCAGACCAUGAACGCCCUGACCGGCCUGCUCUCCAACGACGACGUGGCUCCCCGAAUCCCCCUGCUCGUCGAGACCAUGCAGCACCCCUCGGCGCAGUCUACGCAGAAGGCCAUCCACGCCCUGUCGCAGACCACCUUUGUGGCCGUCGUCACCUCGCCCGUCCUGGCCCUGCUGACGCCCUUUCUCGAGCGAUCGCUCAACUCGCCCAACACGGCGCAAGAGGUGCUGCGCCAGACCUGCGUCAUCACCGAGAACCUGACCAAGCUCGUCCACGACCCCAUCGAGGCGCGGACCUUCCUGCCCAAGCUGUCGCCGGGCAUCAAGGCCGUCGCGGACCGCGCCUCGCUUCCCGAGGUCCGGGACAUAGCCGAGAGGGCGCUAGCCGUCAUGGAAAAGGCCAUGGCCAACGACGAGGAAGUCGUGGCCCUGACGGUCGCCCAAGACGUUGCCGCGGUGCUGGACCAGGAGGUCGAGAGGAGCGGCGGUCUCGCCGCCGGCGCUGCCGAGAUUUACAAGCUGGCCCGAGCCUACGUCGGCGACAUGGUCGCGGCCGACGUCAACUACCGAUUCACCAAGCGCGUCGCCGCCCGCGUCGCGCCGUACCUGCGGCCCCUGCUGCGGAACCCCGCAGCCGCCGAGGCGGUGGGCGACGCCGUCCAGAAGCGGUACGUUGACGAGGACGAGCGCCGGUACGGCGUCGCCGACAAGGAGGACGACGGCGAGGUGGAGAUUGUCAACGCCGACUUCUCCCUGGCGUACGGCGGCAUGCUGCUCCUCUCGCACACCAACCUGCGCCUGCUCAAGGGCCACCGCUACGGCCUGUGCGGGCGCAACGGGGCCGGCAAGUCGACGCUCAUGCGGUCCAUCGCCAACGGCAAGCUCGAGGGCUUCCCGCCCCAGGACGUCCUGCGCACCUGCUACGUCGAGCACAACCAGGGCGAGGACGCCGACAUGUCCAUCCUCGAGUUUGUGGCCAAGGACCCCGAGAUUGGCCCGCAGGGCGACGCGCACAUCUCCGAGGUCCUGGCCGAGUUCGGCUUCACCCCGGGCCCGCAGGGCCGCCAGUCCCACAAGGUCGGCUCCCUCUCGGGCGGGUGGAAGAUGAAGCUGGCCCUGGCGCGCGCCAUGCUCAGGCGGGCCGACGUGCUGCUCCUCGACGAGCCCACCAACCACCUCGACGUGGCCAACAUUGCCUGGCUGGAGAACUACCUCAGGACGCACCCGGACAUCACCAGCCUGAUCGUGUCGCACGACUCGGGCUUCCUGGACAACGUCACGACCGACAUCUACCACUACGAGCCCAACAAGAAGCUCGCCUGCUACCGGGGCAACCUGGCCGCCUUUGUGCGGGCCCGGCCCGAGGCCAAGGCCUACUACACCCUGUCGGCGUCCAACGUGCAGUUCAAGUUCCCGCCGCCCGGCAUCCUGACCGGGGUCAAGUCGCAGACGCGGGCCAUCAUCCGCAUGACCAACGCGUCGUACACGUACCCCUCGGCCAGCAAGCCCUCCCUGUCCGACGUCUCGUGCCAGCUGACGCUGUCGUCGCGCGUCGCCGUCAUCGGGCCCAACGGGGCCGGCAAGAGUACCCUCAUCAAGCUGCUCACGGGGGAGGUGGUGCCCACCGCCGGCAAGGUGGAGAAGCACCCCAACCUGCGCAUCGGCUACAUCAAGCAGCACGCCCUGGAGCACGUCGAGAUGCACCUGGAGAAGACGCCCAACCAGUACCUGCAGUGGCGCUACGCCAACGGCGACGACCGCGAGGUGCACAUGAAGCAGACGCGCGCGCUGUCCGACAAGGACCGCCAGCAGAUGGACAAGUGGAUCGACAUGAAGGACGGCAAGUCUGCCAAGCAGAUUGAGGCUCUGGUGGGGCGUCAAAAGUACAAGAAGACGUUUCAGUACGAAGUCAAAUGGCGCGGGCUCCUGCCCAAGCACAACAACCAAAUCUCGCGCGAGACGCUCCUCGAGCUCGGCUUCGACAAGCUCGUCCAGGAGUUUGACGACCACGAAGCCUCCCGCGAGGGCCUGGGCUACCGCGAGCUGCAGCCGUCCGUCAUCUCGAAGCACUUUGAGGACCUGGGCCUGGACCCGGACAUUGCCAACCACAACGAGAUCGGCUCCCUGUCGGGCGGGCAAAAGGUCAAGGUGGUCAUCGCGGGCGCCAUGUGGAACAACCCGCACCUGCUGGUGCUCGACGAGCCGACCAACUUCCUGGACCGCGACUCGCUGGGCGGGCUGGCCGUGGCGAUCCGCGAGUUCCGCGGCGGCGUCAUGCUCAUCUCCCACAACGAGGAGUUUGUCGGCGCCCUCUGCUCGGAGCAGUGGCUCGUCAGCGACGGCCGCGUCGCCCACCGCGGCGCCGCCGCCGUCGCGCUCGACCGCUUCGACGACUCGCGCCCGGGGAGCGCCGUCGCCAGCACCGCCGCCAGCUCCGUCGUCAGCAGCGCCGUCAACUCGGGCGCCGAGGACAACAACGCCGACAUGCGCUUCAAGGCCAGGCGGAAGCGCAAGAUGACCAAGAAGGAGCUCAAGGAGCGCGAGGUGCGCCGCCGCCUGCGCCACAUUGAGUGGCUCAACAGCCCCAAGGGCACGCCGCACCCCCCGGACACGGACGACGACGAGGCCUAG
Molecule: messenger RNA, 3333 nt
Organism: Ustilaginoidea virens
Lineage: Eukaryota; Fungi; Ascomycota; Sordariomycetes; Hypocreales; Clavicipitaceae
Exons: 2
Coding region: 1-3333 (1110 amino acids)
Molecular function (GO): ATP hydrolysis activity; ATP binding
Source: RefSeq, a predicted model, not a curated record